AUGGGCAACUCAUCUAGAAAGGAGGGGGAGGAGGAAGAAGAGGAGGAGGAUGGAGGGAAGGGAAAAGCGGAGGAGAAGAAGGAAGAGGAGGAGGAGGAAGAGCUGCCACUUGGGGUUGAUGAACUACUAGCCAGCGGGGACCCAGUGCUGGACCUGAGCUACCGCAAGCUGCGGAAGCUGCCUUCCCGUGUAUGUAGCCUUGACUAUCUGGAGAAACUGUAUGUUUGUGGCAAUCGGCUACGUGGCCUGCCUGAUGGGGUUACUCAGCUACAGGGACUGCGCAUUCUGGCUUUGGACUUCAAUAAAAUAGAGGACGUGCCACUGACGGUCUGUCAGCUCGCUAACCUUACUCGCCUCUACCUGGGCAGCAAUAGGCUGAUGAGCCUUCCUCCAGAGGUGCGCAAUUUGCAGAGCCUGCGUUGUCUGUGGGUGGAGAGCAAUUAUUUCCACCACUUCCCCCGUCAGCUAUAUGACCUUCCCCACCUUCGCUCCCUCCAGCUGGGUGACAACCGGCUACGCAAACUCCCCUCUGAUCUGUGGCGCAUGGAGGCAUUGCGGGGCCUCUGGCUUUAUGGCAAUCGCUUUCAGGAGUUCCCUCGGGUGCUGCUACGCAUGCAAGGGCUGGAGAUCCUUGACCUGGAUCGCAAUCAGAUCGCCCAGUUCCCCAGUCUAGCCCACCUUCCUGCCUUGAGCUUGUUUUCAUAUGACCACAAUCCAGUCAAGGGGCCACCAAAGGUAGGAGAGGAGGUUCUGUUGGUGGGGGAGGGGGCACAGGAGGCCAUGGAGGCUCGGGCCCAAAGGCAGGAGGCACGGCGGCGGGCCGCUGAGAGAGAGGCGGAGGAGGAGGUAGCGGUAGUUGAAGGAGGGAGCAAUGGGCCAGUCAUCCAUGGAAUCCUGAAGAACAGCAGCUCCACCCCCAGCUGCCCACCCAAUGAGGUUUCAGAAGAGGCGGGGCCCCUGGAGGAAGAGGAAGGGACACAGGAAAAAGGGGAGGGGGUAGAAUGUGAUAAAACUGUUGUAGAGUAUGAUGAGGUUGAGCUGGAGUAUGAGGAGGAGGGGAUAGAGUAUGAGCGGGAGGAGCUGGUUUGUGAAGGGGAUGGGUUUUACUAUGAGGGGACAGACUUGACGUAUGAGAGAGCAGAAUUGGACUAUGAGUAUGAGGAGGAUGGGGAGGAGUUAGAAGACCCAGAAAGGCAACAGGGAGGGUCUUGAUGUUUAAAUGGUUUUCUACUGGAUCUCUUAUUGAUUUUGGU
Megalops cyprinoides (Indo-Pacific tarpon) is the source of this 1253-nucleotide messenger RNA. Its product is annotated as leucine-rich repeat-containing protein 10B. Gene Ontology annotation, molecular function: protein binding. NCBI's taxonomy places the organism in Eukaryota, Metazoa, Chordata, Actinopteri, Elopiformes, Megalopidae. The record is from RefSeq and is a predicted model, not a curated record. Bases 1 to 1212 code for a protein of 403 amino acids. The transcript has a single exon.